Stegodyphus dumicola is the source of this 633-nucleotide messenger RNA. RefSeq lists its product as uncharacterized. NCBI's taxonomy places the organism in Eukaryota, Metazoa, Arthropoda, Arachnida, Araneae, Eresidae. The record is from RefSeq and is a predicted model, not a curated record.
AUGGGGCUGCCAAAGACGGCCAGGAAAUUUCGCAUUUUCAAUUCCAUCCAGCGUCCAUUCUUAAUAAACAUCACCCUUGCAUUUAAAACAACCUCCACCAACGCCCUACAAGUUCUGGCAGGUGUGAUUCCUUUGCCACUUCAAGCUGAAAUUGAAGCACUGUCCUCCAAAAUUCUUCAUCUGAAGAAAUCUGCAAGUUACGAUGAUAUCAUCUUCAAUCCACAAGACUACGAGGAUACACCACGGAAAUACAUUAGACACCCGAGUAACUUUCUUCAUAACCUGCACUGCAACCUCAACAACCCUCCACCAUCUACUAAAUUCACAGCAUAUACUGAUGGAUCGAAGACAGAGGACAAAGUAGGCUGCGGAGUCACUAUAAAUUCCGGGACAAGUACCUACACUGAAUGGCAAGGUGUCCUCAAACACGAAAACAGCAUAUUUCAAGCUGAGCUUACAGCCAUUCUGAAUGCUAUCAAGCUACUUCUACCAACACAUACAGACACCAUUCAUGUGAUUACUGAUAACCAGUCAUCUAUCUGUGCUAUCAAACAACAGUUCCCAAACUCACCAAUUGCAUAUCUAAUUCAGGAUUUAAUACUCAACAGCAACAACAAAUUUAUAAUAUCAUGA